AUGGCUGGGAGAGCUAAUCCUUCAGUAAUUAUACUAGGUCCUACAGGGGUGGUAGCAUUUAACCUUAAUGGAUAUCAAAGUCAAGUAACUGUCGAGGUUAUGUUGAAAUCCUCGCAGAUUGGUCUUCAUGCAAGUAGCGCUUGGUUAAGUACAAACAUUCGAUAA
Messenger RNA from Funneliformis caledonium, 165 nucleotides. The record is from the annotation of a GenBank genome assembly. Lineage: Eukaryota; Fungi; Glomeromycota; Glomeromycetes; Glomerales; Glomeraceae.